GCGUCUCGAUCAAGCGCCGUGUCCGAGCAUCGCGUCGUCAAUUUUUCACUUUUGGGUGUCUCCGCCAUCGUUCUGCUGGCGGUUAUCGCUGCAGGUUAUUUCCUGCGAGGACACCAGCAACAGCGACUCUCGAGAUACUUGGCCAGCAGGUCCCAGCAGCUUGCCGACGCUGGCGAUUGGCGAAAGGCGAAGUUCUAUCAACAGAGGUACUUGCAGGCGCAUCCUCAAGACUUCCAAGCGAGGGUUCGUCUUGUUGAGAUUGCCAGCGAACUUUCUUCCAGCCGCGAAGAUGUGGACUACCUCCUGCGACUGCUGUACGAGACGAUCGGCUUGUCGGGCGAGGGAUCGUCCGAAACGGUUGUCGGGAUGCGAACUCUGCUCGCCGAGAAGUUACUUGUCGUUGGCGACUACCAAGCCGCUAUCCGGGAGUCUCAGCGAGUUCUCGACUCGAAGAGUUCGGAGCAUCAGCCGUCAGCCCGGCGGGUCCUUGCGUUGGCGAGUUGCAACAGCGUUCCAGCGCGGGGUGUUGUGUCCGAGGUCGAGCGGCGCGAACGAUUCGGCAAAGUUCUCCCGCAAGUCCUCGAAGCACUGGCGUCGAAUUCGAAGGACGUCACUCUGGCGCAGACUGCCGCGGAGAUCUACCGAACUUACCCACUCCUGGCGCCCUCGCCCGGACCGAGUGCUGCUGAGCUUGCCGACAAGAUAAUCGAUGAUCUCGUGGCGAGUUCUGCGGGCGACGCCGACGCCUUGUUGGCCCGGUAUCGCUACCGCAAGCGUUACCUUCUCCCCAAGGCCGAAGACGACUUGCAGGCAGCGCUCGCGGCUUCACCAGAACAUUUCGAGGCAAAUCUCUUAUCGGGCUUAGAGUAUGCCGCAACGAAAGAUGAUGCCGAAUCCGUCGGGAACGCUAAACGCCACUUUGAAGCCGCUGUUCGUUCGAAGCCGACCGACGAGCGUGGUUACCUUGCGCUGUCGCAACUCCUGUGGCGAUCAGGAGAGCGUAGCGCUGCCAUUGAAACGCUGGAGUCGGCGUCCCCUCAGCUGCCUCCCACCGUCUUAGCGACGAGGUUUUUGUUGGCAGACUAUCUGUUGGCUGAAGGGGAACACGAGAAAUCGGGCGAGGUUGUCGUCGCUCUAAAAUCGCAAGUAGAGAGCCAGCUUGCUCGCUUCCCUGUGCAAUCGCGAGGCCAACUCACCAACCGUGUACGUCUCCUUGAAGCGCGUCUCGACGCGGCGAGAGGCGACAUCGCUUCGGCAAUCUCAUUGUUUAGCGCUGUAGCCGAUUCGCCGGAGAAUGAGACCGGCAGCACCGCGUCAACCGAGGUAAGCCGUCAGGCGAGGCUUGGCGCGUCUCAGUUGCUCGCGACAGUUGGACACUGGGACCAGGCCGGUCAGGAGCUGGCUCGACUUGCUGACCGCCUUGCCGUGGAGAUCCAGUCCGCUGACGCCCAGAAGGGAGAUGCCGAGUCGCUUACCGAUCCCGUGGCUGUCGAGGGCGAAUACCGCCGUGCACGGCUUCAAGCAGCCGAAGCAUUCCUCCGGUCAGGGCAGCCCCAAGAAGCACGCUCUCAGAUCGAUAUGUUGGGGAAGAUUGGAUCGCUUCCAGUGGACGCGAUCGAGCUUCGACUGGUUGUCGAGCUCGCGCUGCAACUGGAUCUGCAACCUCAGAAUCGUCGGUGGGACGAAUUCGCCUACCUACUAGAGCGAGCUCAGAGCCUGCAGCCAGAGAGUGAGCGGGUUUACUUCGCCGAACUGCAGCAGGCAGUUGCAGUCCACCUAUCAAAUGACUCAUCAGCCAGACUAGCCGAUGUGAUUGCCAGCGGCGAGAAGCAGUUCGGCGAGAGCCCCGGUUUCUGGCGCGCGGCCAUGAGUGCCUACCUGCGGGUUGAUGACGUGCAGGGCGCGGAGCGAUCGGUAGCUCGAUUCUUGGAUGUUGAACCAGACCCGGUGCGUAAGGCCGAAGUAAAAGUCUCGUAUCUCGUCCUCACGAAUCGGCUUGAAGAAGCCAGUGCUUGGCUCUCGGAGCAAAUCGCUCAAAGUCAGGACCCACAGAAGCGAUCGUUGCGUCGCCUAGAAGUGCAGGUCCUUUCACAGUAUCCAGACAAGUCUGACGCACUAUCCAAAGCUACCGCCUUGGCGGAAGCACCUGAGGGCACUAAGGAAGAAGUCGUGCUCGCUCUAGAGUUAGCCGCUUCCCUGCAAGAUUGGGAGAUAGCCGAGAGCUUAGAGGCGCGGCUCGCCGAGCAAAGGAUGAUUUCGCCCUCGGAUGUCGACUUCUACCGGGCGGUGCGACUGAUUGGCACUUACGAGAAACUCAAACAGGGCCAGCGCGAGGAACUCUCGAAGAUCGUAGCGAGGCAACGUUCCGAGAGGCCAGGGUGGCGGAAAGGGGCAGCACUUGCAGCGCAGUACGCGGAGGUUCGAGGUGACGUCAACGGUGCUAUCCAGGCUUACGAACUAGCCGUUACUCUCGGCGACCGCCGCCCUGAGGUACUCGAGCGACUGACCCUGCAUCUUUACCGUACGGGUGAGUACGACCGUGCACAGCAAGUCAUCGAUCGACUCUAUUCGGGCGACGGCGACCUCUCCGUCGGUGCUGAGUCACUCGCCAUCUCGACCGCCGUCAAGAGGCAGCGGAUCGAAGACGCGCUCGUUAUCGCCCGCAGGUCAGUGGAAGCCCACCGAAACGAGGUGGAACGACGGCUGUGGCUCUACAACGUCUUGCUGGCUGCCGAGAAUCCGACCGAGGCAGCCUCGGUAUUGGAAGAAGCCCGGGAGGAUUUCCCCGAUGACGAAUUG
Molecule: messenger RNA, 2799 nt
Organism: Symbiodinium sp. CCMP2456
Lineage: Eukaryota; Dinophyceae; Suessiales; Symbiodiniaceae
Source: the annotation of a GenBank genome assembly